UGGCAGUCAGGUAAAAGAAGUAUCAGCAGUGGCUUGAUGGUGGAACAGCUCUGAGACAUUGAGACGUUACAGUUCAUUGGUAGAAGUGCCUCUGAAUUUGGAUGCCUUUGAAAUUCUAGCAGCUGUAGCGAUGCAUCACCUGGCUCUCCUUUGCCUCCUGCUCCAGCUCGGUUUCGAGCUUUCCACAUCAUCGAUUCUUCGGGUUGUACCUGGUUCCUCUUUGACGCUUCCUUGUUUCCCUUCUCAAACACACUUCAUUGGCGGGGCUGUCACCUGGAAUUACAAUGGAGGAGACAUAAGUGAAUUUCCUGCUGAGCAGUCUGACCCCGGUGCAGUCAUUAUCAAAGAUAAAUCACUGAAUAUAAUCCAUGUAACUCCUGCUAACAUGGGAUUGUAUGAGUGUGUUGUAAAGGAACACAAUAUUGAGUGGAAGAAGAAAUACACCAUUGAAGUUGAUGUGUCAAGUGACUAUAUCAUCAAAAUGAACCAAGGCAGUAUGGUUUACCUCCCCUGCCAUCGCCCAUCAUUUAGCCAAGCAAACACCUAUGCACACUGGUUCAAAGAAACUGGGGGAGGUGAGAGGAGGGAGUUGACUCCUGUAGAGGUUUCAAAGACUGGCGAGAGACUCGAAUGGUUUUACUCAGAUCCAUCAAGCAAUGAUCAGACUAUCACACUGAAAGAGCUAGGCGAGAUGGAUGCUGGAAUAUACUAUUGUGAAUCUGCCAAAGGGGAGAGGUUCAACACAAUCACCCUUAUUGUUGAUGUUGCCCCUACUGCUCCUCCUCAUUCAUGCAGUGGGUUCACCACGGCAUGGGAACCCUGCCAGGAAGAAACCAGUAGCAUAUCGGCGUCCAUUUUGAAGGAAUCCAUGACAGAGUUUUCCAUGAAGCUUUACUCCCACAUCAGCCAACUGAAGUCCUCUGCCAACCUACUCUUUUCACCAAUCAGCAUCAGUGGGAUCUUCUCGAAUCUGUUGCUAGGUGCGCGGGGUGAUACCAGAAGAGUCAUUGAAGCAGCCCUCUGUUUGCCUCAUGACUUCCACUGUGUUCACUCCCAGAUGAAAAGGCUGAAAGAGAAUCUGCUCGCCUCACUAAAGAUCGCAUCUCAGAUAUACUACAACCCAUACAUGAAUCUGAGUAAGUCCUUCACCAACCAGUCGGUGGAGUUUUAUAAUGCUGAGGCUGUCAUGCUGCAGAACAGUAGUGAGGAGAAUACAGAAAUGAUCAACAGCUGGGUGGCAAAGCACACCAACAAUAAAAUCACACAUCUGGUUGAUUCUGUACCGUCCGAAACUCAGCUGAUCCUGCUGAAUGCCGUCUACUUCAAUGGUCAGUGGAAGACCAGAUUUGAUAGCCAUGUCAAGCGCUCCCAGUUCACGAAACUAAAUGGGGACCUACAAACGGUGCCUAUCCUCUACAGCUCAAAAUACUUGGUUUCUAUGCAGUAUGUCCCUGAACUUAAGGCACAGGUGGCAAGGUUCCCCCUCACAGGUGAAACCAGCCUAUAUAUUUUGCUGCCACGCACCCAUUUACUGCCUGACUUACAAAUGACAGAGAUGCACAUGACGGAUGCAACCAUUCUUCAAAUGGUUAAACUCCUAAAAAGUGCAUAUACUCAGCGUGUUGAAGUCACCUUACCCCGCCUCAAACUGGACGUCCAGACAGACAUGAAAACCCUUCUCAAGAAACUAGACCUUUCAUCACUCUUUGAAGAUGCCAAUCUUUGUGGACUCUACGCAGAAGACAAGGUAAUUUUGAAUGAUGCCCGGCACAAAGCUUUCCUCAGAUUGACCGAAGAUGGAGUGGAGGCCAGCGCCGCCACCUCGAUUUCUUUGUAUCGCACCUUCAAUUCCUUCUCUGCCCUGCGGCCUUUCGUCUUGCUGAUCUGGAGCGACCAGGCCGAUGUGCCUCUCUUCAUGGGCAGAGUGACCGAACCGUGAGCGAGAGAGCGAGAGAAGAAAGGUGUUUGGGGAGACGGCGGGAGCAGCGUGCAAAAUCAUGCAAAGACCAGAUUUAUGUGAGUCUAACAAUAUAAAAUGUAGUGGAAAAAUAUGGUAGAAAAAAAUAAGAUGCAAGCACUUUCACUUUGAAAUUGUGCUAAUUACGAAAUUAUAUCUCACACCUUUUCAAGACUAAGUGUAGGGUUGAUAUAUAAUGCAAUCGUUGUAUAAUGGCAUCGGUAUAUAAUAGCUAAGCUGCUGAGCAUCAAAUAUUGUAUUUUAGAGUGUGCUGAAUGUAAUAGCCUAACUUGCAUACAUGGUGGGUCAAAAGUUAUUGACUUUGUGAAUCCAUGACGAGAAUGAUCUUUCAAAACAUUAAAAAAGGUACACGUCUGCAUGA
Lampris incognitus (smalleye Pacific opah) is the source of this 2339-nucleotide messenger RNA. It is a transcript of the gene serping1, whose product is annotated as serpin peptidase inhibitor, clade G (C1 inhibitor), member 1. Gene Ontology annotation, biological process: negative regulation of endopeptidase activity. The record is from RefSeq and is a predicted model, not a curated record. Gene Ontology annotation, molecular function: serine-type endopeptidase inhibitor activity. Lineage: Eukaryota; Metazoa; Chordata; Actinopteri; Lampriformes; Lampridae. The coding region runs from base 131 to 1939 and encodes 602 amino acids. The transcript has 11 exons.